ACUCUGUCCUUCACCCAAACCUCUCUCUCCUUACUUUUCAUUGAUUCUCAAACAUCAAGACAAAAAACACUGAAACCAAAACACCUCAUUCUUCAUGUGCCCUCUCUCUGUCUCUCUUGAUUAGUUAUUUAAUACGUUAAAGAGCAACAAACUUUUACAACACCCAAAAAAUAUAUAUAUCCAUUCUAUAUUUCUCUACUGUCACUGCUCUGCUACAUAUACUACUUAGCAGCUACUUAGUUAACUAGCUAGAACUAAAAGUUUCAUAAAGAACAAAAAAAAAAAGAAAUGGAUUUAGAGAGAGGAAAAACAGUAGAAAAUUCCAACAAGAAAAACAAUAAUAAUAAUAAUGGAGAUCAAGCUGCGAUAACUGAAGCAGCUACUACUGUUGAUUGGCGAGGCAGACCCUCCAAUCUCAGUAAACAUGGUGGGAUGAGAGCAGCAGUCUUUGUUCUUGGGCUACAAGCGUUUGAGAUAAUGGCAAUAGCAGCAGUGGGGAACAACUUGAUAACGUACGUGAUAAAUGAGAUGCACUUCCCGCUUUCAAAGGCAGCAAAUAUAGUAACCAAUUUCAUUGGCACCAUUUUCCUUCUGUCUCUUUUUGGUGGUUAUCUCUCCGAUUCUUAUCUUGGCAGUUUUUGGACCAUGCUCAUCUUUGGCUUCGUUGAACUUUCUGGAUUCAUCCUUUUGUCAGUACAAGCACAUCUACCGCAGCUAAAGCCAGAAAAGUGCAACAUGCUUGCACAAGACAAGAGUGGACAAGUAUGCGAAGAAGCAAAGGGAAUAAGGGCUUUAAUAUUCUUUGUAGCACUCUACUUAGUAGCAUUAGGGAGCGGAUGUGUGAAGCCUAAUAUGAUUGCUCACGGAGGUGAUCAGUUCAGUUCCAAGCAAUCUACGCAACUCUCUACUUACUUCAAUGCCGCUUAUUUUGCCUUCUCCGUCGGUGAACUCGUCGCUCUCACCGUCCUCGUUUGGGUUCAGACUCAUUCCGGCAUGGACAUCGGCUUCGGAAUCUCGGCUGCUGUUAUGGCUAUGGGCUUAAUCUGCUUGGUUUCUGGUACUCUAGUUUACAAGAACAAGAGACCUCGUGGAAGUAUUUUCACUCCUAUUGCUCAGGUAUUUGUGGCCGCAUUUUUGAAAAGAAAGAAAGUUUGUCCAUCAGAUGUGAAGGAGCUUCAUGGAAGUGGUACCAACCUUCACUAUACCAGUUUCAAUGCAUCUGACAAUCUCAUACAUACUCAAAGAUUCAGUUUCUUGGACAAGGCAUGCAUCAAAACACAAGAAGGAACAAACAACUACAAAUCAGGAGGAGGAUGGAGAUUAUGCACAGUAACUCAAGUAGAACAAGUGAAGAUCCUAAUCUCAGUACUUCCAAUUUUCGCAUGUACCAUAAUAUUCAACACUAUCUUAGCGCAACUUCAAACAUUUUCAGUCCAACAAGGAAGCCAAAUGAACACAAAACUAACCAAUUCUUUCAGCAUUCCACCCGCAUCUCUCCAAGCCAUCCCUUACCUUCUCCUUCUUUUCCUCGUCCCUCUCUACGACAAACUCUUCGUCCCUUUCGCUCGUAGAUUCACCGGCCAUGACUCCGGCCUCUCGCCUCUCCAACGCAUUGGGACCGGCCUCUUCAUCGCCACCUUCUCGAUGGUGGCUGCCGCCCUAAUGGAGAAACAUAGGAGAGAAACAUCAAUUCAACACCAAAAACUCCUAUCUAUCUUCUACAUAACACCACAAUUUCUCAUCUUUGGUUUGUCAGAAAUGUUAACUGCUGUAGGACUCAUUGAAUUCUUCUACAAACAGUCUUUAAAAGGGAUGCAGUCUUUUCUCACUGCAAUGACUUAUUGUUCUUACUCCUUUGGAUUCUACUUUAGCUCAGUCUUAGUGUCCCUAAUUAAUAAGGUCACUUCCUCUUCUAAGAAUGGAUGGUUGAGUGAAAAUGACCUUAACAAAGAUAGGUUGGAUCUGUUCUACUGGUUGUUGGCUGGUCUUAGUUUCCUCAAUUUCCUGAAUUACCUGUUUUGGGCAAAUUGGUACUCCUACAAUCCUUCUGUUAUAGGGAAUUCUCAGCAGCAGGCAGUUUCUCCUGAUGAUUUCAGCUCUCCCAGGAAUAGUGGGGAUGAUAAUAAUAAUAAUAAUGACAUUGCUUUGAGUUAUAAAACUUAAAACUAUAUGCUAUAAUUUUAUGAUAUGAUAUGUUAAGAUUAGCAUAUAUAUAUAUAUGUAUGUAGGUUGGUUAAUAGUGUAAUGGGAUUGAAGUGUAUUAGGAAAGAAAUAUAUUACUUGUGUACUUCAAUUUUAAUGAGCUAAUCUAAACCUUUACAAUACAAUGUUUCCUGGUAUAUUUAGCUAUCU
Beta vulgaris subsp. vulgaris (sugar beet) is the source of this 2352-nucleotide messenger RNA. Its product is annotated as protein NRT1/ PTR FAMILY 4.3. The transcript is spliced from 5 exons. The coding region runs from base 289 to 2163 and encodes 624 amino acids. Lineage: Eukaryota; Viridiplantae; Streptophyta; Magnoliopsida; Caryophyllales; Amaranthaceae. Gene Ontology annotation, cellular component: membrane. Gene Ontology annotation, molecular function: transmembrane transporter activity. Gene Ontology annotation, biological process: transmembrane transport. The record is from RefSeq and is a predicted model, not a curated record.